Salarias fasciatus (jewelled blenny) is the source of this 2854-nucleotide messenger RNA. RefSeq names its product dual specificity testis-specific protein kinase 2-like. The transcript has 11 exons. Gene Ontology annotation, molecular function: ATP binding; protein serine/threonine kinase activity. The coding region runs from base 575 to 2575 and encodes 666 amino acids. Gene Ontology annotation, biological process: protein phosphorylation; positive regulation of stress fiber assembly; actin cytoskeleton organization. Gene Ontology annotation, cellular component: nucleus; cytoplasm. NCBI's taxonomy places the organism in Eukaryota, Metazoa, Chordata, Actinopteri, Blenniiformes, Blenniidae. The record is from RefSeq and is a predicted model, not a curated record.
CUUGUUUCCGGUCCCGCGAGCCGCUGCAGCCGCAUCCGCGCGGUGCGAGGAGCAGCAGGCCCGCUGGUCGACGGGCCGGGUCGGGAGAGCCUCCUUCCCCGGGAGCGGAGCGACAGGAACCAGUCUGCAGGGACCUGUCCACAGGGACCUGUCCACUGGAACCAGUCCACUGGAACCAGUCUGCAGGGACCUGUCAACAGAGACCUGUCCACUGGAACCAGUCCACUGGAACCAGUCUGCAGGGACCUGUCCACUGGAACCAGUCUGCAGGGACCUGUCCACUGGAACCAGCCCCUGGGAACUGGUCCGUGUCCUCUCCUGGGGACCUGUCACCUGCACACAGGAUGCCGCCAUGCAGCGAUGCUGCAGAAGGUUCCUGGAGAAGCUGAGAGGUUUGAGGAGCAGGACUGAGCAGACUGGUUCCCAGCAGGAGCUCUGGAGAUGAUCUCAGAUCAGUGCUGCUGGUCCUGACACCAUGAAGCUGGAAGGUACCAUCAGCUGCUCCCUCAGGACUGCUAUGGUCUAACACACCCGCUUGGUUCCCCUGCAAGACAGAACCCGUCCUCUGGGGACCAUGGACCGCCACGCAGAGUGCUGCCUCUGUGAUCUGGAGGACGAGCCGCCUCUCCACAGCGUCCACGCUCCCAACCGCAUCCGGCCGUCCUCGUACCGAGCCCUGAGGAGCGCCGUGUCCAGCCUGGCCCGCAUCGACGACUUCUUCUGUGAGAAGAUCGGCUCGGGCUUCUUCUCCGAGGUCUUCAAGGUGCAGCACCGGAUCACGGGUCAGGUGAUGGCUCUGAAGAUGAACACUCUGCCGAGUAACAAAGCCAACAUGCUGAGAGAGGUGCAGCUGAUGAACCGGCUGAGCCACCCCAACAUCCUGAGGUUUCUCGGGGUUUGUGUGCAUGAGGGUCAGCUCCACGCUCUGACUGAGUACAUUAACGGAGGGAGCCUGGAGCAGCUGCUGGACAGUGAUCUGUUCCUUCCCUGGCCUGUCAGGAUGAGGCUGUCCCUGGAUAUCGCCCGAGGACUGCAGUACCUGCACAGCAAGGGCAUAUUCCACAGAGACCUGACCUCCAAGAACUGUCUGGUCCGCUGUGACAGCGGCCGGUUCACCGCUGUGGUGGGAGACCUGGGCCUGGCAGAGAAGAUCCCUGAGUACAGUGGCGGGCAGAAGUCUCCUCUGUCCAUCGUGGGUUCUCCGUACUGGAUGGCUCCGGAGGUGUUGAGAGGAGAGCUGUACGAUGAGAAGGUGGAUGUGUUUGCGUUCGGUAUCAUCCUGUGUGAGAUCAUCGCUCGAAUCGAGGCCGACCCCGACUUCCUGCCCCGGACCGAGGACUUCGGUCUGGACGUGAAGGCCUUUGAGAGCAUGGUCGGGGACUGUCCUCCGCGGUUCCUGGGCCUGGCCGUGACCUGCUGUAAUAUGAGCGCUGCGCAGCGUCCGUCCUUCUCCCAGAUCGUCCGUCAGCUGGAGAGCAUGGAGAGAGAGGAGCGGGACGGAGCCGUUGCCCCGGACCCUCUGCUGGUGGGAGUCAGCCCGUCCCGGCAUCGAGGCUUGGCACGGAGCCAGUCGGACAUGUUGCCCCCCGCCGCUCUGACCUCCCCCCUGCUGGGCACGCCGGCCCGGGUCAACCCCUUCUGUCUCAGACAGGACCUGAACGGCGGGCGGUGCAAGCUCAUGGACACGCCCAGCAAGUCGGUCAUCUCCCUGACCUUCGCCCUGCCGGCGCCCCGGGACCCCUGCGCCUCCCCCUACCUCCUCAGACCCGGCCCCGGGCCACGGAGGUGCCGGUCCCUCCCCUGCACGCCGGAGCUGAGCCGGACCGAGGCCUUCGCAAAAGACCCGGCGGACGGGUGGAGGGAGGGAGAGCGGCGGAGCGAGGACGCCGCCAGCAGGACGCCUCGGCUCCAGAACCCGGAGGACGUGGUUCAGGAGGCGGGACCGCCUGUGGAGCUGGAGAUGGUGUCUCUGGAGCGACUGGAGGAGGAGGAGGAGGAGGAGGAGACCAGCCUGUGUCUGACUGAACCCAUGGACUGCAGCAGGUCUCCAGAGCCGCCAGACAAAGUUCUGGGUUUUUCUCCCGGAGGAUCGCUGCUCACGUCCACGUCCUCCUCUCGCUCCUUAUGGACCAAUGGGUGGAGACUCCCCGUGUCUCGUGGACCCCCGUGCCUGCCUCCUCUCCCACGGCUGGACAACAACAACGGCUCUGCGGCGGUGAUUGGUCAGCAGGUGCAGUGGGGCGGAGCCAGGCCUGAGGGGGGCUCUGACUCUGAGCAGGAGGAGGUCUUCUGUCCGGGCUGCUGCCUGCUGGGGCUGGGCCUCCCCUCGGCGUGCCUCCGCGGUUCGGCCGCCGUGCCGGUCCCCCACCGCCGGGCCUCGCUGCCGCAGCAGCGUCCCUACAGGAAUCCGGGCGGUACCGGGAGCGGCGGUACCGGGAGCGGCGGUGGUACCGUGCCCUUGGCGGCAGCGACCACCACGGCUGCCAAAACUCUGUUGUUCCGUGGCACCAACGGCCUGGUGGCCCCCCCGGUGCCCCGAGAGCCUGGACACCCCCUGCCAGAGGCCCAGUCGUAGCCCCGCCCACUGGGCAGCCCCGCCCCUGAGUGGCUGGAGGGCAGUGAGGGCCUUCUGUCGGCUGAGCAGCUCCACCUCUGUUAAAUUAAAUGGAAAGAAAUAUUUUACUCUGAAACACUUUUUUUCUGUGCAGUGGACUUAAAAUCAAAGAGACUCCAUAAAAAUGAAACCACUGUUAACCCCCCCUCCCCCCACCACCUUUCUUUAGCCCUCUGAAACAGAACUCUGAAGAAACAAAGAAACGACUCAAAGGCAAACGUUCAGAAAGAAAAAGCGAUU